Molecule: messenger RNA, 677 nt
Organism: Eriocheir sinensis (Chinese mitten crab)
Lineage: Eukaryota; Metazoa; Arthropoda; Malacostraca; Decapoda; Varunidae
Product: apoptosis regulatory protein Siva-like
Exons: 4
Coding region: 96-593 (165 amino acids)
Biological process (GO): extrinsic apoptotic signaling pathway
Molecular function (GO): CD27 receptor binding
Source: RefSeq, a predicted model, not a curated record
GCGCCCCGUUGCAAAGGCUGAGAGUUUGGCGCCUAUCUGAUCGUGGCUUCCUGGUACUCUCGUGGCCGCGGGUUCGACUCCCCCUGACCCUCACCAUGCCCAAGCGGCCGUGCCCCUUCGAGGACGACCUCAGCCCCCGGGCCAAGGUGCAGGCGGGGCCGUGGGGCGCCAGGCUGGGGGGCAAGAGGCGGGAGGUGUACGACCGCACACUGACGCUGCUGUUCUCCGGCGCCAAGAAUGUGACCAACAACAACACCCCGGAGGUGAUGGACGCCUCGCCCACUGCCACUGCCACCGCUGCCUCACCCACCUCCCUGCAGCAGCUCCUCCUCACCCCCCACGGCACCCUCGCCAAGCCACCACAAGACAUGCAGGCUCUCCCGGCACUGCGCAGUCAGCCGGCGACCCUCAGUGCGUGUGUGGGGUGCCGGCGUGUAUCCCCGGACCUCCUGGCCUGCUGCCACUACUGUGAGUGCCGGCUGUGUGAGGACUGCCAGCGUGCUUGUCACUUCUGUGGGGGGAGCUUCUGCCCUAAGUGUUCCCUGGCAGUGUACCUUCAGGAGGAGCGAGUUGUCUGCCUAAGUUGCUGUUGAUGGGAAGGGUUUUCAUUCUGGUCGUUUUUUAAUAUUACUGGUUUGUAGUGUGGUUAAUUUAUGAAUAAAAUAAUAUAUUUGUAU